Messenger RNA from Limulus polyphemus (Atlantic horseshoe crab), 3402 nucleotides. Its product is annotated as ATP-citrate synthase-like. The transcript has 27 exons. NCBI's taxonomy places the organism in Eukaryota, Metazoa, Arthropoda, Merostomata, Xiphosura, Limulidae. The record is from RefSeq and is a predicted model, not a curated record. Bases 86 to 3361 code for a protein of 1091 amino acids. Gene Ontology annotation, biological process: citrate metabolic process; acetyl-CoA biosynthetic process; tricarboxylic acid cycle. Gene Ontology annotation, cellular component: cytosol. Gene Ontology annotation, molecular function: ATP citrate synthase activity.
CGAGAGAAAGCACAAUGGACUAUUUUUCACGUAUUUAUCGCUAUCAAUAUUUUGUGAUAGGAGUGCUUAGAUCUGCAAGUUUAAAAUGUCUGCCAAGGCCAUUUAUGAAGCUACGGGAAAAGAGCUACUGAACAGAUUUCUUAAUAGUGGAGGAAGUGCUGUCAAGUGUCAAUAUGCUACUGUUAAAGAAGACACAAGUUGGGAAGAUCUUGUUGCAAAUAACUCGUGGUUGAAAACAGAACAUUUGGUUGUGAAGCCAGAUCAACUGAUAAAGAGACGUGGCAAACUUGGUCUUAUCCACGUGAACUCUGACCUAGAUGGUGCGCACAAAUGGGUGAAUGAACGAAUAGGUAAAGAUGUGCAGGUUGGCAAGGCAACAGGAAAACUGAGAAACUUUAUCAUUGAACCAUUUAUUCCUCAUAAACAGGAUGAGGAAGCCUAUGUUUGUAUUUAUUCUCAUCGACAUGGUGAUACCAUUCUGUUUCACCAUCAAGGAGGCGUGGAGAUUGGAGAUGUCGAUGCUAAGGCCCUGAAGCUUGAAAUACCUGUUGAAGGAAAACCUUCUCUGCAAGACAUCAAAAAUGUCUUACUCCAAAAUUUACCUGCAAUAAAACAGGAAAUCGUUGCAAAGUUUAUUCAAGCUCUUUAUGAAGUUUACCUGGAUCUGUACUUUACUUAUUUGGAGAUUAACCCGCUUGUUCUCACAGGAGACAAGAUUUAUGUUCUUGAUCUGGCUGCUAAAUUGGAUGCCACUGCAGAGUUUAUCUGUAAGCAGAAAUGGGGAGACAUUGAAUUUCCCCCACCAUUUGGAAGGGAUGCUUUUCCAGAGGAGGCUUAUAUUGCUGAUCUUGAUGCAAAAAGUGGAGCUUCUUUGAAACUUACAAUAAUCAAUAAAGAUGGACGUAUCUGGACCAUGGUUGCUGGAGGAGGAGCUUCAGUGAUAUACAGUGACACUGUGUGUGAAUUAGGUGGAUCCUCAGAACUGGCUAACUAUGGUGAAUAUUCUGGUGCUCCAAGUGAACAACAGACAUAUGAAUAUGCUAAAACUAUCUUGAGCCUGAUGACUAAAAAACCUCAUCCAGAUGGAAAAGUAUUGAUUAUUGGUGGAGGUAUUGCUAACUUUACUAAUGUGGCUGCUACAUUUAAGGGCAUUGUAAAAGCCUUGCAGGAAUUCCAACCCAAACUUGUGGAGCAUAAGAUUUCAAUCUUUGUUCGAAGAGCAGGUCCAAACUAUCAAGAAGGGUUACGGGUAAUGAGAGAAGUGGGAAGCACAUUGGGUGUACCAAUCCAUGUAUUUGGCCCAGAAACACACAUGACAGCCAUAGUGGCUAUGGCCAUGAAAAAGAGAGAUAUCCCAGACCUUCAAGAAACCAGCCAUACAACAGCCAACUUUCUUCUUCCUGAUGGAAUGCAGAAAUCAAACACCUCCCCAAAACAAACAUCUGUCAACAGUUCUGAUGAGAAAAACAGAUUAGUGUCACCAGGAGAUGAUUCUUCCAUUGCUGAAAGCUUGGUGAAACCCUUAUUUUCCAUGGGCACAAAAGCUAUUAUUUGGGGUAUGCAAGCCAGGGCUGUACAGAGCAUGCUAGAUUUUGACUUUGUGUGUUCUCGUGUGGAAUGGUCAGUUGUUGCCAUGGUCUACCCACUUACUGGAGAUCAUAAACAGAAGUUUUAUUGGGGUCAUAAGGAAAUCCUUAUACCUAUGUAUAAGAACAUGGCAGAUGCCAUGAAGAAACAUCCUGAAGCUGAUGUUUUGGUUAACUUUGCUUCCUUAAGGUCGGCUUAUGAUAGUACUAUAGAGACGUUACAGUAUCCACAGAUUAGAACCAUUGCUAUUAUAGCCGAAGGCAUACCAGAAAAUAUGACUCGCAAGAUGAACAAAAAGGCAACUGAGAAAGGAGUGACAAUUAUUGGUCCAGCUACAGUGGGUGGCAUUAAGCCAGGCUGCUUUAAGAUUGGCAACACUGGUGGGAUGAUGGAUAAUAUUCUUUCAUCUAAGCUUUACAGGCCCGGAAAUGUGGCUUACGUAUCUCGGUCUGGUGGUAUGUCCAAUGAGCUCAAUAAUAUCAUUGCUAGGGCAGCCAAUGGAGUGUAUGAAGGAGUGGCAAUUGGAGGAGAUAGGUAUCCAGGAACCACCUUCAUGGACCAUUUAUUACGAUAUGAAAGAGAACCAGAUGUUAAAAUGAUGGUAUUGCUUGGAGAGGUUGGUGGGGUUGAAGAGUAUGAGGUGUGUGAAGCAUUGAAAGAUGGAAGUAUCUCAAAACCAUUGGUAGCAUGGUGUAUAGGGACGUGUGCUGGAAUGUUCACAUCAGAAGUCCAAUUUGGUCAUGCUGGAGCAUGUGCUAACACUGAUAGAGAAACUGCAGUUACAAAGAACAAAGCUUUAGCUGAAGCUGGAGCACAUGUGCCACUCACAUUUGAUGAACUAGGCAACAAAAUAAAGCAAGUUUAUGAAGAUCUGGUAACAAAAGGAACCAUUGUUCCAAAGCCUGAAGUUCCUCCUCCAACUGUACCAAUGGAUUACAGUUGGGCAAGAGAACUUGGCUUAAUUAGAAAACCAGCUUCUUUUAUGACAAGUAUUUGUGAUGAACGAGGACAGGAACUUCUUUAUGCUGGGAUCCCCAUCACUAAGGUCAUAAAGGGAGAACUUGGAAUAGGAGGUGUACUUAGUUUACUGUGGUUCCAACGACAGUUACCAAAAUAUGCUUGUAAGUUCUUAGAGAUGGUGCUCAUGAUUACAGCUGAUCAUGGCCCUGCUGUUUCUGGAGCUCACAACACAAUAGUAUGUGCUAGGGCAGGAAAGGAUCUUGUAUCAUCCCUUGUUUCUGGCUUGCUCACAAUUGGAGAUCGAUUUGGUGGUGCAUUGGAUGGAGCAGCCAAGCAGUUCACUCAAGCAUACGAUAGUGGAAUGAUUCCUAUGGAAUUUGUGAACACUAUGAGAAAAAAAGGAGAGUUAAUCAUGGGGAUUGGCCACAGAGUAAAGUCGCUAAACAACCCAGACAUGAGAGUCCUGCUGUUGAAAGAGUAUGUAAAACAACAUUUUCCAGCCACUCCCGUGUUAGACUACGCUCUUCAAGUUGAAAAGAUUACAACUUCAAAGAAACCAAAUUUGAUUCUUAAUGUGGAUGGCGUCACAGCUACAGCAGUGGUGGACUUGCUAAGAAACAGUGGCUGUUUCACCCAAGAAGAAGCCCAGGAAUAUAUUGACAUCGGAGUCUUGAAUGGAUUAUUUGUACUGGGACGCUCAAUUGGGUUUGUAGGACAUUACCUGGAUCAACGUCGGCUGAGACAAGGGCUGUAUCGUCACCCAUGGGAUGACAUCUCCUAUGUUGUACCAGAAUCCCUUAUGGAUUCUAGAUAAAGGUGCUCAUUAUGUCAGUUUUGAAAUACGAUAUACUACAU